Lytechinus variegatus (green sea urchin) is the source of this 1616-nucleotide messenger RNA. Its product is annotated as fibrinogen C domain-containing protein 1-like. NCBI's taxonomy places the organism in Eukaryota, Metazoa, Echinodermata, Echinoidea, Temnopleuroida, Toxopneustidae. The coding region runs from base 16 to 714 and encodes 232 amino acids. The record is from RefSeq and is a predicted model, not a curated record. The transcript has 3 exons.
AGCUUUAAUUUUGUUAUGAUUCUUUCUUUUUUUCUUUCUUUUUUGCUUUGUCCAGGCGUUUUGCCGAGGGACUGUAAAGACGUACAGCAGAGAGGUUCGACUUCGAGCGGAAUGUACACGAUUCAACCUGAUCAUAACGGCUGGCCUUUCCAAGUUUACUGUGAUAUGGUAACUGAUGGCGGUGGUUGGACGGUCUUCCAGCGCCGUUCGAAUGGUUCCGAACAGUUCCGACGCGGCUGGGCCAGCUAUCGGAGGGGCUUCGGCUCACCCGAAGGCGAGUUCUGGCUCGGCCUUGAUCGACUACAUCGACUUACGUACCAAGACGAAUACGAACUCAGGGUCGAUAUGUCCGACUUCGACAACAUCGCAGUGCAUGCUGGGUAUACAUGGUUUAGGGUAGACGGCACAGCGUCCAAUUAUAGGCUACACGUUGGAGAAUACCACGGAAUCGCAGGUGAUGCACUGUCCUACCACGACGGUCAAGAGUUCAGCACGAAAGACCGCGACCACGACUCGACCAAUACGAGCCACUGCGCAAGAGACUCCGGCGAAGGAGGGUGGUGGUAUAACCGCUGCCUUGAGGCCAACCCGAACGGUCUCUAUCUCGGAGGCCAUACGGAACGGACACGAGAGGGCAUCGUGUGGACACCGUGGAAAGGAGCGAAUUACUCGUUGAAGAUGAUACAACUGAAAUUGCGCCCAGUUGCAGAUUAAUGUGGAAAGAAAAUGCAGCGACAGUCAUGGUCCAGCAACAUUGUGUAGACAGUCACAUCCAGAAGAGACAGAAAUUCGAUUGGAUUAAUUAGGACACUAACAGAUAGUGGGUAAAGACCCCUAAAGACAACGAAGUGUCAACCAGAAAUCAAAAAGAGGAGCGAUUUGUAGACUUGUGGUUUGGCGAUAAUACCGACAUUAACAUUAAAGAAGUCAAGGAACUUGGCUACAUGCUGCGUAUUACGACAUUGGACGGGUUCAAGUUCGGUUUUCUUUUCCUUUUUUCCAUUAUGGCAAUGUGACUGAAGUUUUGAGGGAAACAUACGCCUCCAAGAUACCUCAAAAGUCAAAUGAUAAAAUACUUGAUUUGUUUUUAGAGAAGUCACUCCGAAUAUUCAGCAACUCUCAAUGAUAACUGUGCUAACAAAAUAGUUAUGUGCUUGGGUUUGAUGAAGGUCGGUCUUGUUUGUAACUAGCUUUCAUAAUCAGGUUUUGGAAGAUGGUAUUACCUAAGCCUGUUUAUGAAAGUGGUUAAAAACUACCAAGUUAUUGUUGUAAAUACUAGUUGAAAAUAUGAAAACGUUCAACACAUCAAGCUCACUUGCUAUGUCACUAGUCAUUAACUUGUAAACAUGUAUUGCUGUCACGGGCUACCGACAAUUAUAGAAGAAUAAAAGGCUGAAAUUCAGAUGAACUAGCUUGGUGUAUUCAUGGUAUAGGUGGGGUUGGAGUCGGUCUAUUUAGUGGAAGGCAACAAGUUGAUAAAAGAGUUGCAUUUGAUCGCAACUUAAAAAAUCAAAGGCAAGUCCCUGACACAUCCCAUAUACAAGACCCAAGUCCCUUUGAUCAGUUUAGAAUCAAGUUGUGUUUGAUUUUUGGACUUACGUUUGAUUGAAGCUGUU